Molecule: messenger RNA, 1023 nt
Organism: Amphimedon queenslandica
Lineage: Eukaryota; Metazoa; Porifera; Demospongiae; Haplosclerida; Niphatidae
Product: cilia- and flagella-associated protein 70-like
Exons: 6
Coding region: 13-1023 (336 amino acids)
Biological process (GO): cilium assembly; cilium movement
Cellular component (GO): extracellular exosome; motile cilium
Source: RefSeq, a predicted model, not a curated record
GGUCAAUGCCAUAUGGAGCAGACACUGUACCUCCAGCCACUCAGUGCUACCUCACCAGUGACUGAGAAUUUGCCUGAAGUUGAUGUUGUAGUUAAUCUUGGUAAAGGAGUAGUCUUUUUAUCUGAUGACAUCUCUAAUAGUAAUAUAAUGUCUUUGAGAGUCAAAGGAGUAUAUUCAUUGCCUGAAGGAUGGUCUCCAAGUCCUUUGGUAUCAUUCACUAUAGCUACACCUAAACCUAAUCCUGGAGAUAAUUCAUUGGUUCCUCUCAGUAUGGCUAAUGGUGAGAUUAAGCCUGCUGGUGAAGUUGAUUUGGCUCAGUCUAUGAGACUGUGGAAGUGGGCAGAGCUCAGUCCAGCUACAGCAGGAUUAUCAUCAUUGACUGACCAUGUUAUUGAGUCUAAUGCUAUUGAAGAUGAAUCAGGUCAAAUCUCAUCUUACGACGACAUUGAUUUCAGACGACUGGCAGAGUCCCGUCGUCCAAGAAUAGUUUGGAACUCUGAGCUCCGGACGUACCUCACUCCGACCCUCAACACAGCCUUGUUGCGUCAGCUCUCCCGCUCCCCCAUCUGGCCAGUUGAACUAGUACGUAUAUCCUCCUCAUCCAGUGGACGUGGGAAGUCAAAGGAGGAGGAGACGACCAUAUCCCAUCAUGGAGUGGCUUAUCUUGAUCUCUCUAGUUUGUUAUACCCAGGAGUCACUCGUGUCUUUGGUGCUUAUUAUGUUGAGAGUCUCAAUGAGAUAGAGUUGGGAGAGAGGACUAAUGAAGUACACACUAAGAACGUAAUGGAAUCACUUUAUAAAAGUGGUGCUUUUGGUAGUGGUAAAAAGUUUGCUGCCAAGAGGCCCAGUACAUCAAUGAGAGCUUCUGUUGUAUCCAUCAAUUCAGCAGCUGAGACACUAACCUCAGAAUCAAAAGUGGAUGGUCAUGUGUAUAAAGAUGCUAGAACUUACAUGCUUCUUGAGCUGGAGUUAUCUAACCCUCUUGUACCCAAGAGACCAGCAUCAGUCAUUGCAGAGAAGUAA